GGAAGGCGGCCGGGACCGGGGCUCCCCCCCCCGCCCGCCAUGGCGCUGCUGCGGGCCGGGCUCUGCCCCGGCCUCACGGCGGAGAUGGUGCCGCUGCUCCGGGCCAGCGGCCUCCGCACGGUGGUGGACUUCGUGUCGUCAGACCUGGAGGAAGUUGCGCAGAAGUGUUCCCUCUCUUACAAGGCCCUGGUUGCUGUGAGACGUGUGCUCCUGGCCCAGUUCUCAGCCUUCCCUGCCAAUGGAGCAGACCUCUAUGAGGAGCUCAAAAGCUCCACAGCCAUCUUGUCCACGGGGAUCGCCAGCUUGGACAAGCUGCUGGACUCUGGGCUGUACACGGGGGAAGUGACAGAGCUCAUGGGAGUGCCUGGCAGUGGGAAGACACAGGUGUGCCUCAGCAUUGCAGCCAGCGUGUCUCUCUGCCUCAAGCAGCACGUCCUGUUUCUCGACUCCACGGGGGGAUUCACAGCCUCCCGCCUCUACCAGAUGCUUCAAGCCCAGCCAGAGGACGAGGAAGAACAGCUGGAGGCUCUGCAGCGGGUGCAGGUGGUCCGAGUGUUUGAUGUCUACGAAAUGCUGAGAGCCUUGCAGGAGCUCCGGGACAGCCUCUCGCAGCAGGUCCUGAGCUCCACGGGACCUCUCAAGGUCGUGCUGAUUGACUCCGUUUCGGCUGUGAUUUACCCGCUGCUGGGAGGCAAGCAGUCGGAGGGCUUGGCCCUCAUGAUGCAGCUGGCCAGGGAGCUGAAGAUGCUGGCCAGGGAGUUCAGCCUUGCAGUUGUGGUGACUAACCAGGUGACGAGGGACAGCAGCGCUGGCCCCCUGAAGCCAGCGCUUGGCCGCUCCUGGAGCUUUGUGCCCAGCACCCGGGUGCUGCUGGAGAGCAAAGAGACGACCUGGGAGAAGGCCAACAUGCAGCGCAUUGCCUCCCUGGCAAAAUCACCUCGGCAGGCAAUGGAGUGAUGUACAGCUUUGCCCUUAGACUUCCAGCAGCAUGAGGUUAAAUUCCUCUGAUUCCCUUUGCAGCCAACAGGGCUCCAGGUGGAGCUGGAUAUUGGAAACAGUGAUGUGCAGGAGCUGAGCCCAGCAACACCCACGCAGGGGCUCUGAUGCAGGUGGAAAAACAAAUGUCAAGGUUCAAGAUAGCCACAAAAGAGUGUGCAAACAUGCUAAAGGUUUCACAGACUGACUCCGUGACCUGGCUGAGGUGAGGCAAAAGUCCUGCUGUCCUGGAAGGACCAAGGGGAAGAAGCUCUUGUUCUUCUGUGCUGGGGAGAAAACGACUGUGGGGUUCCCAGAUGCCCUUGCCCCAGCACAUACAGCCUGCGGUGCCUGGGCUUGGUGGGCAGUGUUGCAGGUGAGCCUGCUGCUGCAGGCUUGUCUCAGAUCAUCAGAGAUGGCCCUAAGGUGUUGGCAUGGGACCAGCUGGCAUUUCAGUGUGCAAACCUGAGACUCCUCAUGGUGCUUUUGUUCCCUCCAUAACUUGCUACUGUCUGGUCUCAGAGCCCUGAUUUUACCUGGGCAUCCCAUAGUGGUCCUGGAUAGGGGGGGAAAAAAUUGUAUGCUGUUGUCAAGAGCUGGAAUUCAAUUAAUGGCCUCUACUGUUAUGUUAAUUAAAAUUUUAAAGGGC
Molecule: messenger RNA, 1624 nt
Organism: Dromaius novaehollandiae (emu)
Lineage: Eukaryota; Metazoa; Chordata; Aves; Casuariiformes; Dromaiidae
Gene: RAD51D
Product: RAD51 paralog D
Exons: 10
Coding region: 40-957 (305 amino acids)
Biological process (GO): telomere maintenance; DNA strand invasion; reciprocal meiotic recombination
Cellular component (GO): replication fork; Rad51B-Rad51C-Rad51D-XRCC2 complex; centrosome
Molecular function (GO): ATP hydrolysis activity; ATP-dependent DNA damage sensor activity; four-way junction DNA binding
Source: RefSeq, a predicted model, not a curated record